ACUACACUACACUGCACUACAUUACACUAUACUACAAUACACACUGCACGACACGGUACGAAUACUACACACCUCCAAGAAGGAGCUGAAGAGCACACCGCCACACCCACAUCUGAUGUGAUCUAGGAGUGGCCGAGCACAAGACAAACUCUGGAAUCAUUCAUUCGGCCGCAGCCAGUCUCCACGACAAGGGAGGUCCAUUCAUGCUACCACCCCCACCCGGCCCCCAUUCUGUUUUCUUGGAUCCCUCCCUGCUCUGCCACACUGCCAUUUCUUGCCCAUAAAAAUUUCAAACCCCUGACACUUGCUCCCCAUAUUAACUCAUCCUCUCCGCCGUUUGCCCGGCCCAUCAUCGGAGCAAGCAAUGUGCCCCAGAGCGACGCCUCAGCACGGUGGCGGCGCUGCAAUGGCGAGAGCAGCAGCCGCCGCCGCGGUUGCUGCUAGCGCGCGUUCGUUCGAGGAGGAGGAGUACAUCGACCUGGAUCUCAGCUCUUGCAGGGAGUUCGAGUUCCGGAUGCGCCGGAGCAGCACGGACGAGCUGCUCUGCCGGGGCACGAUGGCGCCGCACCUGCACCACAAGACCGUGACGAGGUCGGGGGCCAAGCUGCAUGAAGCUGAUGCCGGCAGCGGCGGCUGUGGCGCCGGCAGGAGGAGCGCCGCGACGGUCGCUCCGCUGCAGCAUUCGCAUUCUGCGGGGUUCCGCGACGCGCAGCCGGCGGCGAGGCUGCGCGCGGAGGGGUCCCGGCGCAGGAAGGUCGCGAGGACGGUGCACGCGAAGCUGCAGGCGUCGCGGGCCUUCUUCCGGUCUCUGUUCGCCAGGACCUCUUUCUCCGACGAGCAAUGCCGUGGCGCUACCGUCCGGGCUAGGACCAGGGCGACGCCAUUUGGCCAGACCAAGAGCAGCAGCUGCUGCAAUGCGCCAUUCGGCCAAAUCAAGAACGGUCAUGGCAGCAGCAGCAGUGGCAGGGCAGCGCCGACCACCCUGAGGAGCAGCAUCGAGCAGGAGAAGCUGAUGGACGAGGAGGAUCUCGCCGCAGCCGCCGUCCGCCAGCGGAAGUCCUUCUCCGGCGUGAUCAAAUGGCGACACGCCACGACGACGCCUGCCGCGGCACCGGCGAAGCCGCUGUCUUCGUCUUCAGCGAGGAGCUCCGCGGGCGUCGGGGGCCCGGCGCUGAAGAGGAGCAGCAGCGCCCGGUCAGAGUCGGAGGGGCUGAUCCAGGGCGCCAUCGCCUACUGCAAGCGGUCGCAGCAGCAGCUCGGACUCGCCAGGAAGAGCGUCAGCGACGCCGCUCUCUGCUCCUUCCUGGCCUAGCAACCCAACCUGAUCGGCUCAUCAGCUGUAGCUUACUGCUACCGGUGGCGUGUGCAAGAAGGGCUUUCCAAAUAGGAGUAGAUCACAAUAUUGUGAAGGUGUCCUCUCUUUUCUCGCUUACGCCGAUCAAUCCCUCUCAUGUGCAUUUCACACCUUUUUUCAUCUCAUCUUGCGAGCCAAAUUCUUCAUGUAAAAACAAAAGAAUUUCAGAAAGCCCGAUGGUUUGUGUUCGUAACAUCAGAAAACCUCACGCAUAUUGAC
Messenger RNA from Phragmites australis (common reed), 1573 nucleotides. RefSeq lists its product as uncharacterized. NCBI's taxonomy places the organism in Eukaryota, Viridiplantae, Streptophyta, Magnoliopsida, Poales, Poaceae. The transcript has a single exon. Gene Ontology annotation, molecular function: kinase inhibitor activity. Bases 365 to 1312 code for a protein of 315 amino acids. Gene Ontology annotation, cellular component: plasma membrane. The record is from RefSeq and is a predicted model, not a curated record.